UCGGCGCCAUCCUUGAAUGCGUUUCCAGGUCUUAACACAUUUGAUUAUGACAAGCUGGACAAGGUGGUUGAAAUUGGACGAGGCAGCUUUGCUGUCGUGUUUUCUGCCAUAUAUAACAACUCAGCGACACUGGGAGAAACUGUCGUUGUGAAAAAGAUGCUAGAUUUAGAAGAUGAUGAAAAAGACCUCUUUUUAAAAGAGGUGAAACUGUUAAACACGUUGAAGCAUCCGAACAUCGUGACAUUUCAUGGUGUGAGCAUUUCUCCUCCAGCCAUAAUGUUGGAGUACAUGUAUUUCGAUUUCAGUCUCUUUGAUAGAGACCACAAAGUUCAUUCUUUGAAAGAGUUUCUACAUGAACUUUCCGAUGCAGAACCCAAUACGUUUGCUCAUGUAAUUCCCGUCAUCGCCAGUGAUGUAGCUAAAGGACUGAGUUUCUUGCAUGACAACGGAGUGGUUCACAGAGAUCUUAAGCCCGCUAAUGUUUUGGUAUCAAACCACCACUAUCGUGAUCUAGUGGAUAUGACGUUGAUCGAAAAGACUUGGACUGAGAUUCCAGUCGUAUGCAAACUUACGGAUUUCGGGGAAGCUCGAUCGCAACUUAUCAACACCCGAAACUUUAAAGAAACAGGUGGUACCAGGAAUGUUAGUAGAGGUACACCCGCAUUUAUGGCUCCAGAAGUAUUGCUAUUGGAAAAAGAGCAACCUACGGCUAUGUCUUUAGACCAGUUGAAGAAAGUGGACAUUUGGGCCCUUGGACUCGUGUACUUUUGCGUUCUCAACCCAGCUCUGUCGUCGCCGUAUACCAACGAAUUCAGAGUUAAUGGAGUUCUUCCAGGGAAUCAUUUGCACCAUGUGAGAGGCAUGAUGAAAAGGAAGCAGCUUCCUUCAACGUUGCCAGAAUUUGAACAGUUCCAAGGCACCACCUGGAAGAAUAUUUUCGCUGCCUUUGAACGAUGUGUGGCCUUUGACAGCAACAAGCGGCCAACGGCAAGUGAGGUUCUGCAGAUGUUAGCGAGCCACGGAAAAAGAGAUUCAGAAGAGGAAGUACUCUUAGAGAAUAAAUCACCGAAGGUAUGUCCUAACUAUACUAAACUGAGUAAUUAGGUAAAGUGCAAACAAAUGACUGGCCUUGUCAAGUAUUUUCCGCUCAUUUAUCGCUACUCGUUGCACUUAAGCAGAUUUAUGGCCACCUAAAGCUUUUCAGCUGAGUACGUUUUUCUCUGGCGAAAUAAAUUUCACAGCAACAUAUCGUAAAAUCUCUAAAAUAAGCCCCGUAGCUUAUAUUUUUCAAAGGCCGUUUUUGAGGGGCUUAUUUUUGGAGGAGCUUAUAUUCGGAGAGGCUUAUCUACGGAGGGAAAUUUGCGUUUCAAAAUCGAUUGGGCUAGCCUUAUCGUUGGAAGUGCAUUUACCGUUCUUGCUUUGUUUUACUUUGUAUUUGAGGGCAAUUUUCCAAGUACAAGCGCCCGGAGGCGGGGGGCUUUUAGUGGAGACUUUUUUUUUAUGGGCGCUUAUAUUUAGAGGGGCGUAUACAUGGAGGGGCUUAUUUUCGGAAUUUUACGGUAUGGGAGUACAUGCUGCCCAAAAUAAAAAUAGGGGCUAUGAUUGAACUAUAAUUCACGCUUGUUCAUGCUUGAGGAAUUUAAUAUAUUUUUAGGACCUAAUCAUAUUUUAACUUAUUUUUGUUCAAAAUACUUUAAGCGAAACAUGCAAAGUCAAACUCCCAACUGUAAAAUUUGUGGGAGUUGACGUACCUGCCCCAAGACUUCUCUUCUUUUACCCAGCAUAAUCAAUUGAGUUUAAAUUCAAAUGGCAUUGGAUGACGUCAUUUGACCCACCAACUUUGGUUAGCCAUCUAGGAAGGGCACGAAAGAAGUGUCAACCUCGUUCCCAGGCUUCUCUCUCGUGUCUCUGAAGAGUGCGGCUGGUCAUGUGACUACCUCUGACAAUUAACUCCUCAUCAUCAUCCCCGGAACAUAGGCAUGCUUCAUUGUAAGGGAAACCGGGGUAAACUCUUUCUGAUAUAAACUGGGUGUGCUGUUUAGCAGAAGGUUCCUUAAGAUUGUACCUAAGUUCAAGUUUCGUAACGUUUUGUGUUGACAGAAUUUACCUUUUAUUCCUUUUCACAGGCAGAGGCCACACGAAAAGACGCCCUUAAAGUAAACGAGGGGGACAAAAUCGCAGUUGAAUGCAAUGACACGCCGAUCUCUCCACCAGGUGUUUGUGGCCCCAAAAAACGCCCAAGAAGUGAAGAGGUGAACAGCUUAUCUAAAGGAAUAGAGUAAUACUAGCAAGCACCACCCCUGUUACAGUUUUCUCUAGCCUUCUUCUCAGAAGUGGUAAUGAUACCAUAACGAAAGUUACGGUACCAAUUUAAUUAUGACCAUCGAGACUUAAACUAUAAUGCAGUAUUUUUUCCUUGAAAUAUCAGACAAAGAGUAUAUAUAUGUUCUUUUCUUCAGCAAGACGAUUUUCAGCAGGUCAAUGGCCCAAGACAAAAGAGAGAAAAGAGGACAAAUGCGAUGGACGACCCAGAGGCCAGGAAGAGCGCAAGUCAUUAUGAGGUAGACUAUUAGGGAAUUUAAACGUGCCGCGGGCACGGUUAUUUGUUUGUAGUUUUACCUUGUCCCUAGCUUGUGCUUGUCAACAAUCAUAUAGCCUUGCAAAAUAGAAAAGCAACUGUAUUCAAUGUUCUUAAGUCCUGAAACUUUUGCAUUUAAAGACUAGGGUAAACCUUUCAACUUCAAUCUUUUCCCUUUUCCAGCGAGAAUGUCAAGAACAGAACAUGAGCGGACGUCAAAUGGACAAACCAGUGGCAGAGGCAGUGAAAGCAACCACGAGUAAAAGCUCUGUCCAGGUUAGUUGUUUGGGAAUGUUGUACAGUUUUAUAUUAACAAGGGGCAAGCUUAAGACAUUGGUGCAAGAACUUAAUACCUUUUAGGCUUGGUUUGAUUAAGCUUCAGACCUGCGACUUUUACUAUUUACUCGCUCGCGUCACGCACUGCAAUCCUUUCUUUAACUCCAUCCCGUUACCUAUUCUGUCAAUCUUCAACACUUUUUUUAUUGUAUGAUUGACACUAACCAGAAAACUUUGGAAGAACUAAAUUAAUAGAAUCGCAAAAAAUUUUUCUUAUAGGAAAAUGGAAUUCACGACAACUUUGUAACAGUGGAAAAUGUGGUCCAUCCUUCAAGUAAAGAUAUUAAUUUGGUAAGCGCUAGCUAUUUUUCAAGAUAUUUUUGCUGCCAAAGUUGAAAAAGUAUUCAACGGCUUCUAACAAAGUCAUCUUUUUUAGGUACUUGAUGCUAAAUUUACGAAACACUCCUUGAGUGAAGACGUUGUGCUCAAUUCAUCAGGAGAAUAUAUAGAUUCGGUAAGUGGGUACAAAUUUUUAUGAAACACUUAUUGCCAAUUUUUUUUAUUUGACAUUCAAUUUUUGUUAACUUUCAGGGCAAGAAUGAGGUACCUGCAAAGCUCCCCUUGCCAAUUGACCUUUGGAGCAGUCAGUCAGUUUUAGGAGAUUUGAGUUGGGUAAGUUUAUAGUGUAUUCUCAUUUUUCAAAUGAAGUCGCGCGUGUACACCGGAUUCUAACAAAUCCGUCUUUUUUUUAGGGACACCACGAUGUAUUUCAGGAAAAUUCCGCGCCCAGCGAUGAUGUAGCUUGUUCGCCAACAGAUGUGCCUUCCGUGAGUGUAAGUACUACAAUUGCUACAACACUAUUAUGACUUACACAGUUACGCAUUUGCAGCGUUAGGUAGCGUUUUCGCGGAUCCCCGCUCCCCAGCUCCGGAUAAUAGGCUCAUUUAGCAACAGAACGGGAACGUCAGUUGACGACGACGCGUGCAAAUCAAUCAACUGGCUUGUCCAAUGGCAACGCGGCAAAUAGGGCACCGGAAGUCGUGUUUAGUCCUUUCGGCGUGCUUUCCAGUCGCCAACUUACGUUCCCAUCCUGUUGCUAAAUCAGCCUAAUACCUCUCCGGACAUCGAAUCUUUAUGUGUGGGAUGUGCCUCCAAGAAUUAAACCUUCUUUGUUCUAUUUGUAUAAAUAAUCAUGCGACUACGAGUUAAAUACGAAGUUUUAUUAUACGGUCCCAAGCGCAAAUUCGUUGGGAUGGAAAAAAAGUCCCGUAUGAGGGCCGUACUCGUCAAGUGACAGGGCCGGGAAAACGCGCAUAGCCCUAGAAAAAUGCGCGCGAAUGCGAAGGCAAAUGAUGCCAUGAUCGCGUUUUUACUCCGUCAGAUAAACGCAAAAUCACAACAGUCUGAUCAUAAAAUUCUGCGCUCGGUCUGUAUGUUCUGACCUCCAGCCAAAUAUACUGCCGUCCGGCCCUUCCCCUGCAGUCAACAAAGUACAUAUUUUUUGCACUUGUCCGUUUGUUAAAAAAAUAUACAAAAUUACAGGAACGGAGAAUGCAUUUAAAUGAGAAAAAUCGUUGGUAUGGUGACCCCAUAUAUGAAAAGCGAACAUUGAACAUAGGAAACUUCCGGCUGUUACACGUUCAGGCCGUAAAUUAUACUAGCAUUUUUUUGGAGCAUUUUAGUGGUAUUUCCCUGGAAAAGGUUUUUUUUUUCUCACAGAAAAUAAAAAUUGAGACUUUCUUUAAAGAGAAAUGACCACUUGUACUUCAAAUUAAAGAAAACUAUAUUCAAAUUCCGCCUAAAUACAGCCUUGUAAAUUAUCAUUGGCUGUAUUAAAAAUAUUUACUUGUAUAUAUUGUUGUCAUACCACUAAAAAUUUUUUGGUAAAAUUAAACCUCUUGAAAAGCAUUUCUGUGAUGAGCAUGAUCAAGCAUAUGCAUUUUAGUGAGAAAGUGGAGCAUUAAGGUGGAGUAUUUUAGUGGGGUAACAAAAGCAUAAUGUACAAUGGCCUAUACACGAUCACUUAACUGGGGCUUCUUCGGUUCGGUGAUGUUCAACUAAAAACCUUUUUUUUUAAUUUGAAAAUAUACAGAUUGAGCUGCCUUCAACCAGUGCGUUGGCCGAUACUCCUUUCUAUAACAACGACAAGGAGCUUCCAAUUUUCAACACAGGAAAGAAGGCAAGAUAUACUAUCCCUGAAGCAGCGGAAAUAUUGUUAAAGAAUACUACCACCCAAAAGUGCACAAAGACCCCUCUAAGAGUCAGGAGAAAUAUGUCUUUUCUUGUGGAUAUCAGCAAGAACCGAAGGUGGGAAGACAUCAAGAGCGAUAUGAAUGGUGCAUAUACUCACCACUUACGCACAGGUAUUUGGACCGUUGACGUUAGCGAUGAUAUGGAGGUAAAAAUUCUAGAGAAGCGAAAGGUGGCGCUUGAAGUAGAAGGCCAAUUUCAUAUACACAUCAAUUCAAAGAGGAACGCAUUUGGUUUGAGCCGGUCCAUUUUCUUCCUUUCCAAUCAGGACGGCGACAUACUUCACAACACUUGUUUGUUACAGUACCACAUAGACAAAGAGAACUGUAAUGAAGUAGUCUUUGAUGUAGCACCCCAUGGAAAUAGAAAGAAUGGUGACAAGCCUUUCUAUCCCACACAAAAGAGCACAAUGCAGGCUAUCAAGGAAGAACUCUCCGUAAAACCAGUCUCCGGAGUUUUCAAGAUGGUAGCGAGUAGUGCCGGUGGCAUUUUGGGAGCUAGGCAACCCGAACAACUACCGAGAUCAAAACAGCAGUUGUACGACAUCAAGUCCAAAAUGAGGAGGUCGGUUGAUGAAGUGGAAGAACUCUUGCUUUACUCGAAGAGUAUGGACGACCCCAUUGUCCUUGAACACCAUGAUUUACCUGAAGACUUGUGGGUUUUAGGAAAGCAGCACAUGUGCAAUGACCUGUCACGGUUUUGCUGCUCGGAAGUUAUGAGCUACCCUCUAAGUGUCGACCCAACCUUCAACUUCGGACGAUUCGAAGUGACCCCAUAUUCAUAUAAACAUCUUCUGAAAUCAAGAAGAACAAACGAAACACCAGUCUUUUUGGGCCCAACGGCUAUUCACUACAGCAAAACCAAGCCAGUGUUCAAGAAAAUAGCUAAUGCUGUGGCAACGAAUUCGCCUGGCCUUUCAGAGAAGUGUCGUGGCUUUAUCACUGACGGAGAAAAGGCAUUACACGAUGCUCUGUCUGAAACGAUGAGAAAGUCCACAGGCCUUCGCUGUUUCAAUCACUUUCGUCGAAACUGCAAAGAAAAACUGAACGCUUUAGGUAUUCGGAAGCAGCAAGAACAGAAAGUUUUUCUUGAUACAGUUUUUGAAGAAGAAGGCGUUCUCGGAGCCGAAGAUAAAACGGACCUUAAAGCUAGAAUUCAGUCAUGUAAACAGACUCUAGAAGAGGAAGAGAAACAGCUUACGUCGACUUCCAGUCCUCAGUUUUGGACCUACAUCUCGAGCCAUGAAAAAAUGAUGAAAAAGUCGAUGAUUGCUACCGCAAGGAGAAAGGCGGGCAUGGCAGACCUUGACAACAAAGGAAAACCUGCUCGGUGCUUCACAAACCAAUCAGAAAGUGUUAACAAUAAACUCACGCGCCAAAAAGAAGCCAUGACUAAGAGCGACAAAAACAAGAGUGACAUGUCUAAGCUACAGUUUGUAAAGGAUGUAUGGCAAGAAGUCGACAGGCAGCAACAAUUUGAGAUGCAGAUGGCGCUGUGUGGCUUAAGUGAAGAGUACGAGCUCUCAGAGAUGGCUUCCUAUCUACAAGUUAAUGCAGAAGACUGGUUUGAAUGGAGUGAGAAGACGAGAGCAGAAUAUGUUCUGAAGUUUAACAAGCUAACUAUUGAGGACGUCAUGAAAGAGAAACCUAUUGUUGUUGCAGCUAGGCGCGAUGUUGAAGAUCAGGAGGUAUAUGAGUGGAAAGAGUUUUCUGACGACAUCAAGGCUCUUUUUGAUAUUGAGGGAUUAUCAGUGGAUCUGAUGAAAGGUAUUGUGAAAGAGGCCGAGAAUCUUCUGAACACUCGGGAUGCUAUUCAGAGAAUGCCUUCACUCGACGUGGGCGGCAUAUGCAAGUAUCUGGUAGCAUCAUCGAGUUGUAGAAAAAAAAUGUACGAAUGCACGGUCUACCGAGACCACGUGACCUGUAACUGCCCCUGUUACAAAUUUAACACGUUAUGCAAGCAUAGCCUAUGCGUUGCAGAGAACUCCAAACUGCUAAAUGUACACAUCGAGUACUUCAGAAAGACAUCAAGACGAUUGAAGCCCUCCAAAAGUGGCCUGGUUGUACCGGAGAAAGUAGCUCCAGGAAAGAAAGGUGGAGCCAAUCGGAACUCGUGGAGGCCAAGCCAUGGCAAGGCAAGUGCAUCUACUGCAUCGUAUUCCAAGAGCCAGAGCGCUUCUUUCCCGUUCAGAGAGAUACAUCAUAACAAUCGACCUCUUAAAGCCUGUUUUCUCUCCGAGGAACCUAAAGCGAAAGAAUGUCGUCACUGCCGAACGGAAUUUCCUCGUCGCACCAUGAUCGUACCCUUCAAUUUAGUGUUGUCGCAUGAAGAGAAAUGGCUUUACCCAGAUCCAAAUAAUGCAGGAAAUAAACUUCCUUCAGCAAAGUACACAACGAAGCAUUAUUGUAUCCGGCGGAAUUGCAUCAUGAUUCGAUUUCCGUACUUCAACAGCACGUAUUUGGAAAUACCCGAAGAAGUAAGGGUAAACCUCAAGGAAGCACACAAAAAGCUCAUUCAGGAAGAACUCGAUCUUUCAUGCUGA
Porites lobata is the source of this 7646-nucleotide messenger RNA. The record is from the annotation of a GenBank genome assembly. Lineage: Eukaryota; Metazoa; Cnidaria; Anthozoa; Scleractinia; Poritidae.